Molecule: messenger RNA, 26337 nt
Organism: Pseudoliparis swirei
Lineage: Eukaryota; Metazoa; Chordata; Actinopteri; Perciformes; Liparidae
Product: nesprin-2-like
Exons: 86
Coding region: 456-25604 (8382 amino acids)
Cellular component (GO): membrane
Molecular function (GO): protein binding
Source: RefSeq, a predicted model, not a curated record
AGGCCCACCACGUCAAGCUGCUCACAGGCCUUCAGGCCCACAGCGGCCGAGCGGAGAGCCUGGAGCGUCUCCUGGCGUCAGUGCGGCGUGAAGGCGUGAGAGCUGAAGGCCUGAAGGACGGAGACGACCUGCUGCAACGCUACAGGAAGCUGCAGAGCCAGAGCGCCCUAGAGGCGGAGCUAGAGGCGGAGCUGGACCGGUUCACCGGCCAGGCCGAGGCCACCAGGACCUGGAUAGCCGACCUUGUUCGACCCCUCGCCUCCAAAGAUGGAGACGCCCAGAAAGAGGAGAGGAAGCACCAAGCGCAGGCCGUCCUGAACUCCAGACCGGAGGGAGACUCCAGAGUGACCGACCUGAAGAGGCAACGGGAACAUCUGUGUGGGCGGGAGGAGCUGGACAAGAGCCGCAAACAGGAAGUUCACCGCUCGCUGAGCGAAGCGGAAGAGCAGUGGAGGAUGGCUCAGAGAACGGCCGAGGAGCAGCUCAGGGGGGAGGACACACGAGACCACGGGGACAAAGGAGACCAGGAGCAGAGCAAAGGAGAUCAGGAGCAGAUCAAAGGAGACCAGGAGCAGAGCAAAGGAGACCAGGUGCAGAACAAAGGAGACCAGGAGCAGAGCAAAGGAGACCAGGUGCAGAACAAAGGAGACCAGGUGCAGAGCAAAGGAGACCAGGUGCAGAGCAAAGGAGACCAGGAGCAGAGCAAAGGAGACCAGGUGCAGAGCAAAGGAGAUCAGGAGCAGAGCAAAGGAGACCAGGUGCAGAGCAAAGGAGACCAGGAGCAGAGCAAAGGAGACCAGGUGCAGAGCAAAGGAGACCAGGAGCAGAGCAAAGGAGACCAGGUGCAGAGCAAAGAAGACCAGGAGCAGAGCGACCAGUCGCAUUCGCCUGGUGGUCUCAUCCCAGUUCCAGAAAAGCUCCAGGUUGCAAAGCAGGAGGGCGUCGCCGAGGCCGGACCCGAGAGGGACCUGGACGCUUUCAGAACCCAGAGCGACGGCGUCCAGGUCUGGAUCCAGGAGCAGAAGCAGAAGCUGCUGUCCCUCGGGGGCCACAUGCCGUUUGAGGAAAGGUUAAAGGUCACACAGGCCGUGUUGACCUCCCAACCCGAGGGCCAGUCCAAGCUCCUCCUCCUGACCACGCGGGCCGACGCCCUGUGCGAGCGUCUGGAGGAGGGCGUGAAGCGGGAGGAGGUGCAGCGGGCGGCGAAAGAGGCGGAGCGGCGUUGGAGGAGCGUCGUGACGGCCGCGGCGCAGGCGGAGCUGCGGACGCUGUCGGACGACUUCGACGCUCAGAGCAGAAACACUCAGGCGUGGGUCAGAGAGCGGCAGCAGCGGCUGCAGGCCGUGGGCGGGCACACGCCGCCCGGAGACAGGCGCCACUCGGCUCAGGACAUCUUGAGCUCCAAACCCGACGGCGACUGCACGGUGAACAACCUGAGGAGGCGGGGCCAGAGCCUGUGUGACCACGGGGACGUGGACCAGGGCCGCAGGCUCCACGUCCAGAAGACCAUCCGGGACGUGGAGGAGCAGUGGAGGACGGUGCUGCUCGCCGCCAGGCAGGUGGAGGCCGCCGCCACCGCCCAGAUUACCCAGAAGGCCGAGAGGACGACGUCGGAGCUGAGCGUCUUCGAGAGCCAGCAGCAGGCCGCCAGCAGCUGGCUGGAGGCUCUUCAGCAGCAGCUGGACGCUCUGGGGAGCCGGAGCAGCGCCGAGGACCGACGGCUCGCCUCUCAGACCGUCCUGAGCUCCCGAGGCGAAGGGGAGUCGAAGCUCCAGGAGCUGCGGACGCGAGGCCAGAGCGCAUGUGCUGAGGACCUCACGGAGACCCAGCGGCGACACGUCCAGCAAACGGUCGGCGGCGUGGAGGAGCGCUGGAGGAAGAUCCUGCAGGACGCCAAAGAGGCCGCGGACCUCGCCGAGAGGCAGCGCGCCCUGGAGGGCCGGCGGAGGGACUACGAAGCCGCCAGAGACGACACCAGAGCCUGGCUGCAGGAGCAGCAGCAGAGCCUGGCCUCCCUGGAGAGCCAGGCCGAUCCGGAGGAGACCAUCCGCACCGCGCAGAUCAUCCUGAGCCGUAAGCCCGAGGGAGACUCCAAGCUCACGGAGCUGAGGAGGCACAGCCAGAGUCUGUCCGACCAGGAGGAGCUGGAGGAGGAGGCGCGACGCGAGGCCCAGCAGACGGUCAGAGACUCCGAGGAGCGCUGGACGACGGUGCUGCGGGCCGCCGAGAGCUCGCUGCAGAGCGCCGAGGUGCAGUACUCGCUGUCCAGGGAGCUGGAGGCGUUCCGCGGCCGGGCGGCCGGCACCGACGGCUGGGUGGGGAAGCUGCGGCAACAGGCCGGCGCCCGAGGGGGCGGAGCCCGAGGCAGCCGGGCGGAGAUAGAGGAGCGGCUGACCACGGCUCAGGCGACCUUGAGCUCCAGGUCCAAGGGCGAGGCUCAGCUGAUGGAGCUGAGGAGACGAGCUCAGGGUCUGUGUGAGCAGGCGGACCUGCAGCAGGACACGAAGGUGGAGGUGGAGAAGACGGUGGAGGACGCCGAGCGGCAGUGGAGGGCGGUGCUCCGGGCAGCCGAGGAGACCCAGAGGGAACUGAAGGGCGUGGUGGAGCUCAUGGUGUCCUGUCAGUACCAGCGGGCCCAGGCCGAGACCCGUCUGUCCGAGUUCCAGAAGCAGACGUCCGAGCUGCCGCGCCUCUUCCCCUGGCCGGGCCUGGGGGAGCGGCGGCAGGCGGUGGAACUGGCCCGCACUCUGCUGGACCAGAGCGCCGCGUUGGCCCCGGUCCUCGUGGCCCAGCGCACCAAGGCGGCGGAGCUGUUCGACAUCACACAGGACCCCGGCUGGUCCGACCCGUCCUGGUCCGCCAAGGAGGAGUCCAUCCCUCCUCUGCUGAAGGAGCUCACGGCCGCGGUGGUUCACCUGGAGUUGGGCAUCCAGUCGGAGAGGCAGGUCACGCAGCUGGUAGAGCAGCACCAGGUGGCUCAGGAUUGGCUGAGGGAGCACGUCAGAAGACAGGAGGCUCCACCCCCAGAGGACAGGCAGGGCCUGCACAACGCCGUCAACACGCUGAAGGCUCUGCUCCAGACGGUGGACCGGGAGCAGCGAGAAAUGACGGAUCUGGACUCCGCCCGGGACGGCCUGGUGCCCCUUUGCACCCCCGGGGGUCGGGACGCCCUGACCCUGGAGGUCGGCCACCUCCACGACCUCCUGGCCUCCUCUGAGCGGGCGGCGAGGGGGCGCCUGGUGGCCUUCGAGGAGCGGCUAGAGGAGCAGGACGCUCAGCUGGCGAAGAGGAGCCGGGGCCUGAAGGAGCGAGCCGCCGCCCUGCAGUGGGAGCUGCGCUCGCUGGACGCGGCGCUCGGCUACAGCGUGCCGCAGAACAACGUGGCCCUGCUGCAGCAGCACUGGGGCGGCCUGCAGAACUGUGAGAAGUCACUCAGCGACUUGGGCCUGAAGGUUUGUGACCUUCACCAUGAGGUGAAGGUCACACCGGCCGCUGACGAGCUGCCAACGGAGGUCCUGAGUGUGGUGAAGUCCUUAUGCCAGCAGCACGACAGUCUGAAGUCCCGGCUGAGCGAGCAUCAGGAAACCUGCUGCACCAACACGGCCCGCUGUGUGAUGGACUGUGUGCACGCCCUGCAGGAGUGGAACCACAGCCCACCAGCACGGUCCACUGCUGCUGUGCAGGCGGCGUUGGAUGAAGGUGACAGGUUGCAGGCGAGCCUGAGGGAGGCGCUGUCCCACCAGCCGUUUCUCAAAGACUCUUUGAUGCCGGUGAUGUUUGAGAAGCUGCUGAGCGAAGGUUCAGACACGCUCAGGAAAGCCGACGCACAAAAGGCUGCUCUCAACCAGAGCUUGACGGAACUCGAUGGAAAGAGUAAACCGACGCUGCCUGAUGUCAUUGUCGGGAAUCCCAAGACGUCCGUCAUGGCGCCGCCGCGGAAAAGCAAACGCUCGCCUGAGAAAGAGCAUCAAGCUGAACCUCAGAUGAACGUUCCCUUAACAGGAAGAGGAACAUCUGCAUUUGUUGAGGAAGAGGCUGAAGCGUUAAAGCCUGCCGUGACGGCGGUAGUUGAAGACGUAGCGGUUACUGGUGCGGAGCAAACCAAAAAGGAGGAAUCUCAGCGUCCAUCCAGUCCUUCAGACUCUUUUCCAACUCAACGUUCCAACACUUCUGAAGAUGCCACAGCUGAGCCAAUGAAACCCGCUGUUGAAGAACCCGGACUGAUCAACAAGGUCACUGAGCAGUCUGCACCUGGCGCUGGUGAGAAAAGCACACCUGUACCUUCCAGGAGGAAGUCCAAGGCUUCAGCCACAGACACUUCCAAGACUCAGGUGGAGCCUGAAAAGGUGAAGUCUGUCCUUACUCAAGGGUCACCCAGAAGUCCCAUCGUAACCGCCGUCGUGGAUGAAACGAAGCGAAUCGUGACCGUUGUUCUGGAUGCAUCGGAGCCGUUCACAACUGGCACCAGUAAAGAGUCAAAGAGUCCAGACGUGUCCUUGAAGACUAUUGAUGCUAAACCUGCACAGAUCCAAGGCAACGCUGAGGAUCUCCAAACUUCAGCGGCAAUCACAGAAACGGACGCUGAGCAACCCGAGUCUGUAGGAAAGAGGCAGGAGUCCAAGAGUUCUGAAUGUUCCACGACUUCUAAGCCAGUUUCUACCCAGAGUAUAACUACUGAAGACGAUGCAGAGUUCAAGGAAAGUAAGAAAGAGCCUGAGAGAGCUGCUCAGGAGAUCUCACAGCCAGGAGAAGCUGCUGUUGAGGAAGGAAGUAAACUCUCGCCAACCAAAAGAAAGUCGAAGGAGGAAACACCGACCGCGGUGAAGUCUGACGGUCCGACAUCUUUGCUGAAAUCCAAGGAGCAAACUGAAGCCGCCGGUGUGAAGGAAGAAGCUCCGGUUAUUCUAACCAUGAGGAAGUCAAUGGGUCUCGACGUUUCCACUGUUCCAGAGCCGGUGUCAGGUGUGGCAAAGAAUCCUGAGAGGUCUUCACCCUCUGAGGUUGUUCCAGCUACAACUACACCUGAUGUUUUGGAACAAAGUGAGUUGUUACUACCAAAGCAAAGGUCAACAACGCCCGACCAGCAUGCAGCACAGAUGCCAGAAGAACCUGAAAGUCAGAGCACUGCUUCCAGUUCAAGCGAGCAAAAGUCAAAGAGUUCUGAAGUGACCACAACUUCGCAGCAAAUUGUUGCCCAGAUUAGAACUACUGACGUGGACCCUAAAGAUAACAAGAAAGAACCUGCCAGUGAGAAGUCUUCUUCAACUUCAAAGAAGCUCACAGAACCGGCUAAAACUACUGUGGCAAAAGAAACAAAGCUUUCUCCACCUAAAAGAAGAUCACAAGCUACCGAGGAGGUGGCCGUUAGAAUACAAGAGCCUAAAAGUCAGAAGCCUACGUUGAGCUCCGGAGAGCAAAAUAAAACUGAUGUUGUGGAAGAGGCUAAAUUGACACCACUACCCAGAAGGAAAUCAAAGGGUCUUGAGGUUUCCACAGUUCCAAAUCCAGUGUCCCCCCUUGGUAGAAGUACUGGUGUGGAGAAAAAACAAGGACCUGCAAAUGAUCCCGCAACCCCAGAGUGUGUUCAAGGGCAAGCCACAACUGCUGUUGUUGAACAAAGUAAGCUUCUUCCACCCAAAAGAAAGUCCAAGAGUACAGAGGACCCUCUGAAACCUGUUGCCACUGAGGCACGUCAGACAAAGACAGAAACUAAAGAUCGUAAAUCUUCGUUGAGCACCAAUGAUCAAAAUAAAAGUGUUGUUAAGGAAGAAGCAACGCUUGUGCCAACCAGAAGGAAUUCAAAGGAUCUGCAGCUUUCUCCUGAACUUGCAGUCACAGAGCAGACUAAGACCAAAGAAAAGUUUGACAGUCAGAAGCCAUCUUCAACUCCAGAGGUGGUAACAGCACCAACUGAAAUUAAUGUUGUGGAACAAGGAGAGUGUUCACCCACCCAAGGAAAGUCAGAAGGUCUAAAGGUUUCCACAGAACAAGCUACCAAGGAGAUGAAAAAGACCACGGAAGAGCCUCUCCUUCAAAAGCCAUCUUCAACUCUAGAGGUGCUCACAGCACCAACUGAAAUGACUGUUGUGGAAAAGGGUAAACUUUCACCAACCAAAGAAAAGUCAAAGGAUCUUAAACUGUCCCCAGAUCUUGCUUCCAAAGAACUGACUCGGACCAAAGAAACGUCUGAAAGUCAGAAGUCAUCUUCAACUCCAGAGGUGGUAACGGCACCGACUAAAAUGACUGUUGUGGAAAAAGCAGAGUGUUCACCUACCAAAGAAAAGUCAGAGGAUCUAGAGGUUUCCACAGAAUGUGUAACCACAGAGCUGACAAAGACCAAAGAAGAGCUUGACAGUCAGAAGCCAUCUUCAACUCCAGAUAUGGUCACAGCACCAUCGGAAACUACAGACAUUGCUUUUGUGGAAAAGGAUAAAGUUUCACCAACGAAAAGAAAGUCAAAGGGUCUGAAACUUUCCCCAGAACCUGCUUCCACAGAGCUGACUCAGACCAAAGAAAAGUCUGAAAGUAAGAAACCAUCUUUAACUCCAGAGAUGGUAACAGCACCAACUAAAAUGACUAUUGUGGAAAAAGGAGAGCGUUCACCUACCAAAGGAAAGUCAGAGGGUCUCACAGUUUCCACAGAACUGACAAAGACCAGGGAAGAGUGUUUUCUUCAGAAGCCAUCUUCAACUCCAGAGGUGGUAACGCCACAGACUAAAAUUACUGUUGUGGAGGAAGCUGAUCUUUCACCAAUAGAGUCAAAGGGUCUAAAACAUUCCCCCGAUCUUGCUACCACAGAGCUGACAAAGACCAAGGAAGAGCUUGACAGUCAGAAGCCAUCUUCAACUCCAGAGAUGAUCACAGCAAAAACGGAAAUAAUUGUGGAGAAAGGAAAGCUUUCACCUCCCGAAAGAAAGUCAAAAAGUCUUAAACCUUUCACAGACUUCAGUAGCAUGGAUUUGUCUGAGACCAAGGAAGAGGUUGACGGUCAGAAGUCUUCCCUGGAUUUCAAGAGUUCAGAAGUUAAGGCUGAUAUUCAAUCAAGUGUCCCAGUGAAAUCUGCUGAGGAGAGUCAAACAACUGUUAAGAACUUCAGUCCAGUGUGUGAGAAGGUUCCUGUUCCUGUUGCUGGCAUUCCAUCAGAAAGAUCUCGUCCUGAACCUCUGGAGUCUGUCCUUUCACCCAUUACCACCAUACGUAAAGGUUCACUUUCUGAGUCUCAAGAGGCUUCACAACAAGCCACUACCCUGUCUACAGAAAGGGACUCGAGUACAGCGCCUCAAACACAACCCCCUCUCUCAACCGAGCCUUGCGCUUUGUCAGACCACAUAGACAAGUUGUGGAAAAACACUGGGGAAAUUGAGAAGAGAUAUUUGGUCCUGGAAUUGCCUGAAGUAGAUUUUGCCGAAACAUGGGAGAUGAACCCAGAUCGGCAUGAGACGAAGGGUGUUGCUGAAGGGUCCCCCACUCAACUUGGGGAACCGGAAAGACCCAAAAAGGUCAAGGAUCGUGAGGUGCAAGAAGUGGACGCUAGGGUUUUGACCAGAACCGUUAGCAUUGAGAAAAUCCAGAUUAGGCCUGAAGUACGCAUCCUACAACUAGAUAUACCGACCCCUGUGGAGAAGGAUCAAAACACAUCUGUGACGGGAACAAACGAGCCAAGAAUAGUUGUUCAAAAAAGUAUCCAGAGUGAAAGAGCCCAAGAAAACAAAGAUGGUACUACACUUGAUGUUAAGACAGAGAAGGCUGCCGAGGUGGCUCAUAGUGACUCCACUCAACCCCCCUCGGCUCUUUCUGUAGCAGUGCAGCCGAGUAAAGCGGAGACACCAUGUGCAGAAGUAAGCUCAUCUGACCAAGAUUCCGUCAAACCAAGCGAAACAGGGAUUGAACAAGAGCUACUGAAAACCACACAGGUAAGACCCAAAGAGGACAAUGAAUGUGAUGUGAAAAAAAUGCAUGAUAAAGUGUCCACGAAAGAUGUGCAUGAUGCAUCCCAGAGCAUGGAUAACAAGUUUGUUAAGAUGGAAAAAAGCUACAAAGGGGACGGAGUUCAGAGUUUACAACCAGGUACCCAGGCCACGAUAAAGCUGCAUGAUAUGUCAUCCGUUAUAAUGGCAAAUGCACCAAUGAUUGAUAUAAAUCAAAUGAGUAUCCAGGGUGAAAGAGAGCAUGACAACAAGGACUUAAAUGUUCCUGACCCUACUGACAUUGCUUCUAAGGAAAAGGGUAAACAUUCACCAACAAAAGUAAGUUUAAAGGGUCUGAAACUUUCCCCAGAGCUAGAAAGUAAGCAGCCAUCUUCAACUCCAUAUGUGGUAACGGCAAUAACUGAAGUUACUGUUUUGGAAGAAGUUACCACAGAGAUGAAAAAGACCAAGGAAGAACCUCACCUUCAAAAGCCAUCUUCAACUCCAGAGGUGGAAACAUCAAAAACUGAAAUGAUUGUUUUGGAACAAGGAGAGCUUUCAGAAACCAAAGAAAAGUCAAAGGGUCUUGAACAUUCCCCAGACCUUGCUACCAAGGAGCUGACAAAGACCAAGGAAGAGCUUGACAGUCAGAAGUUAUCUUCAACUCCGGAGAUACUAACAUCACCAACUGAAAUUACUGUUGUGGAACAAGGAGAGCAUUCACCUAUCAAGGGAAAGUCAGAGGGUCUAGUAGUUUGCUCAGAAAUUGCUACCAAAGAGCUGACAAAGACCAAGGAAGAGCUUGACAGUCAGAAGCCAUCUUCAACUCCAGAGAUGGUAACGGCAAAAACAGAAAUGAUUGUUGUGGUAAAAGGUAAACUUUCAGAAACCAAAGAAAAGUCAAAGGGUCUUGAACUUUCCCCAGACCUUGCUACCAAGGAGCUGACAAAGACCAAGGAAGAGCUUGACAAUCAGAAGUCAUCUUUAACUCCAGAUGUGGUAACGGCAACAACAGAAAUGAUUGUUGUUGAACAAGGAGAGCGUUCACCUACAAAAGGAAAGUCAAAGGAUCUAACAGUUUCCACAGAGCUAGCUACCACAGAGAUGAAAAAGACCACGGAAGAGCCUCACCUUCAAAGGUCAUCUUCAACUCCAGAGGUGGUAACAGCACCAACUGAAAUUAAUGUUGUGGAACAAGGAGAGUGUUCACCCACCCAAGGAAAGUCAGAAGGUCUAAAGGUUUCCACAGAACAAGCUACCAAGGAGAUGAAAAAGACCACGGAAGAGCCUCACCUUCAAAGGUCAUCUUCAACUCCAGAGGUGCUCACAGCACCAACUCAAAUGGCUAUUGUGGAAAAGGUUAAACUUUCACAAACUGAAAGAAAGUCAAAGGAUGUGCAGCUUUCUCCUGAACAUGCAGUCACAGAGCAGACUAAGACCAAAGAAAAGUCUGAAAGUCGGAAGCCAUCUUCAACUCCAGAGGUGGUAACGGCAACAACUGAAAUGACUAUUGUGGAAGAAGCAGAGGUUUCCCCUACCAAAGGGAAAUCAGAGGGUCCAACAGUUACCACAGAGAUGAAAAAGACCAAGGAAGAGCCUCACCUUCAAAAGCCAUCUUCAACUCCAGAGGUGGUAACAUCAAAAACAGAAAUGAUUGUUUUGGAACAAGGAGAGCUUUCAGAAACCAAAGAAAAGUCAAAGGGUCUUGAACAUUCCCCAGACCUUGCUACCAAGGAGCUGACAAAGACCAAGGAAGAGCUUGACAGUCAGAAGUCAUCUUCAACUCCUGAGAUAGUAACAUCACCAACUGAAAUUACUGUUGUGGAACAAGGAGAGCAUUCACCUAUCAAGGGAAAGUCAGAGGGUCUAGGGGUUUCCUCAGAAAUUGCUACCAAAGAGCUGACAAAGACCAAGGAAGAGCUUGACAAUCAGAAGUCAUCUUUAACUCCAGAUGUGACGGCAACAACAGAAAUGAUUGUUGUUGAACAAGGAGAGCGUUCACCUACGAAAGGAAAGUCAAAGGAUCUAACAGUUUCCACAGAGCUAGCUACCACAGAGAUGAAAAAGACCACGGAAGAGCCUCACCUUCAAAGGCCAUCGUCAACUCCAGAGGGGCUCACGGCACCAACUGAAAUGGCUCUUGUGGAAAAGGUUAAACUUUCACAAACUGAAAGAAAGUCAAAGGAUGUGCAGCUUUCUCCUGAACUUGCAGUCACAGAGCAGACUAAGACCAAAGAAAAGUCUGAAAGUCGGAAGCCAUCUUCAACUCCAGAGGUGGUAACAGCAACAACUGAAAUGACUAUUGUGGAAGAAGCAGAGGUUUCCCCUACCAAAGGGAAAUCAGAGGGUCUAACAGUUACCACAGAGAUGAAAAAGACCAAGGAAGAGCCUCACCUUCAAAAGCCAUCUUCAACUCCAGAGUUGGUAACAUCAAAAACAGAAAUGAUUGUUUUGGAACAAGGAGAGCUUUCAGAAACGAAAGAAAAGUCAAAGGGUCUUGAACAUUCCCCAGACCUUGCUACCAAGGAGCUGACAAAGACCAAGGAAGAGCUUGACAGGCAGAAGUCAUCUUCAACUCCUGAGAUACUAACAUCACCAACUGAAAUUACUGUUGUGGAACAAGGAGAGCAUUCACCUAUCAAGGGAAAGUCAGAGGGUCUAGUAGUUUGCUCAGAAAUUGCUACCAAAGAGCUGACAAAGACCAAGGAAGAGCUUGACAGUCAGAAGCCAUCUUCAACUCCAGAGAUGGUAACGGCAAAAACAGAAAUGAUUGUUGUGGUAAAAGGUAAACUUUCAGAAACCAAAGAAAAGUCAAAGGGUCUUGAACUUUCCCCAGACCUUGCUACCAAGGAGCUGACAAAGACCAAGGAAGAGCUUGACAAUCAGAAGUCAUCUUUAACUCCAGAUGUGGUGACGGCAACAACAGAAAUGAUUGUUGUUGAACAAGGAGAGCGUUCACCUACGAAAGGAAAGUCAAAGGAUCUAACAGUUUCCACAGAGCUAGCUACCACAGAGAUGAAAAAGACCACGGAAGAGCCUCACCUUCAAAGGCCAUCUUCAACUCCAGAGGGGCUCACAGCACCAACUGAAAUGGCUCUUGUGGAAAAGGUUAAACUUUCACAAACUGAAAGAAAGUCAAAGGAUGUGCAGCUUUCUCCUGAACUUGCAGUCACAGAGCAGACUAAGACCAAAGAAAAGUCUGACAGUCAGAAGCCAUCUUCAACUCCAGAGGUGGUAACAGCAACAACUGAAAUGACUAUUGUGGAAGAAGCAGAGGUUUCCCCUACCAAAGGGAAAUCAGAGGGUCUAGUAGUUUGCUCAGAAAUUGCUACCAAAGAGCUGACAAAGACCAAGGAAGUGCUUGAUAGACAGAAGUCAUCUUUAACUCCAGAUGUGGUAACAGCAAAAACAGAAAUGAUUGUUGUUGAACAAGGAGAGCUUUCACCUACCAAAGAAAAGUCAAAGGGUCUUGAACAUUCCCCAGACCUUGCUACCAAGGAGCUGACAAAGACCAUAGAAGAGCUUGACAGUCAGAAGUCAUCUUCAACUCCUGAGAUAGUAACAUCACCAACUGAAAUUACUGUUGUGGAACAAGGAGAGCAUUCACCUAUCAAGGGAAAGUCAGAGGGUCAAAAGGUUUCCCCAGACCUUCCUACCAAGGAGCUGACAAUGACCAAGGAAGAGCUUGACAGUCAGAAGCCAUCUUCAACUCCAGAGAUGGAAACGGCACCAAGUAUUGAGAUGGUUAGUGACGGACAAACUCCAGUUAAGGCUGAUGUUAAAUCAAGUGUCCAUCAAAAUGUUAAAUCUCAAAGUGAGUCCAUUAAACCCCCCUCGGCUGCUCCUGUCGCAGUGCAGCCGAGUGAAGCAGAGACACCGUGUGCAGAAGUAAGCUCAUCUGACCAAGACUCUGUCAAAAAAAGCGAAACAGGGAUUGAACAAGAGUUCCUGAAAACCACACAGGUAAGACCCAAAAAGGACAAGGACGGCAAAGAAAUUCACGCUACAGUGCACGACGCCCCCCAGAGCCUGGGAGACGUCCACGUGAGUGUACAUCAACACAAAACACUCACAAAAGAAAAGGAGGCAAGGAAGGAAUCAAGUGCCCCGUUUGAGACUGAGGUCACCGCCGCUGACGUCCAGCCGGCCGAGUCUUCAUUUCACAUGACCACGGUGGAGGAGCGAGAUAGUUUCACCGUCGCCCUGACAACAGAUGCAAAGGAAGUUAAGGGGGAAGACGGCAAGAAGGGAAAGAAGAGGGAGCAUGUAACAAUACAAAAUGUUCCACUCACACCGGCCGAGAUGGCCUCUCCUGGUGCAGAGCGGCUGCAGAGAGAGGACGUGCCCCAGCGAGAGGAGGUGGGCACGGCCGACGAGACGCCGCCCGCAUCCCUGCAGGCGCUGGAUGAGUUCCCAACUGACGCUCCCCGUGGGGGGCUGACGCUGGUGGAGGGUCUGACCUCUCGGGGGAACACGGCUCCGGCGGAAGCGAGUGCUGUGGACACUGAGGAGCUCCUCCUGGAGGAACCGGAGGGAUCCGUCAUGAGGAACAUCUUCACAGAGAUACAGCUGCUCUCUGGGAAAGUACCCAGCAGUCCGCUCACCAAGGGGAGCCGACUGGAGGACGCUCCGGAGGCUCUGAUGGGGUCCGCCAGCAAUCUGGAGCUCCAGAGGCUAGUGUCCAAAGUCCUGAGCUGCCAGAGCUGCCCCGCUGAGCUCGACUCGACCGCAAUGGCCCGGCAGCUGGAGGAGGCGCAGCGCUGCAUCGCCACCGCCCGGGCCCAGGUGGCCCUGCUCUCUGAGCUGAGGGCGGCUGAUGGUGAGGACGAGGACGCUCGGCAGCAGGUGGAGGAGCAGUGGAGCGCCGCCGCCGAGGACGCGGCCGCCGCCGCCCGCAGGACAGAGACCCGGCUGCAGCUGGUGACGGAUUACUGCAGACAGACGGGAGCAGCCGAGGCCGCGCUGCAGAGACUCACCGCAGAGCUGGAGGCUGUGACACGGUCCCCGGAGGAGAGCAGCUGCAAGCAGGCAGAGCGCCUGUGCUCCCUCCAGAGGAGCAUGGAGGAGAACCGGGCGCUGCUCGGGGACUUGCUCCUCACCCAAACCCAGUUAUCCCCGAGCCUCAGCUGGUCUGAGCGAGCCACCGCACAGAUGGAGCAGAAGACCCUGCAGGAGGGCUGGAGAGGCCUGGAGAGCGCCGUGGAGAGGACGCUGUACCACACACACGUCCGCACUCACGACUCCAGCGGCCUUCUGGCGGCGCUGGCGGGCCUCCACCGACAUCUGGAGACCAUCGGCAAAGACCUGGAGCCGUCCUCGGCUCCUCAGUGGACCUGCAAGAAGGGUCAGCGGCUGAUGGUCGCCAACGCCGAGGUCAAGGCCGCGCGGCAGAGAUACCUCCUGUUGCAGCGGCAGUCUGAGGCGACGCUCCUCGGCUCGCCGAGGGAGAAGGACGCAGCGCGGCUGCAGGACGGCCUGCGCAGGGUCACGGACCAGCUGUGCCACACGGAGGAGCUGGUGUCCUCUCAGACGCAGAGCAGCAGCAGCCCCAUCAUGGAGAAGAUCAUCUUGGUGUUGAGGGACGGCCUCGCCUGGGCCAAGCAGACGGAGAGCGACAUCGAGGGCAGGAGGAAGAGGGUGGCGCUCCUCCCAGAGGAGGUGCACCGGCAGCUCCGAGAUCUGAAGACGCUGCAGUCCGAGGUCAUGUCGAAACAGGUCCAACUGGAGUCCCUGGCGGAGGAGGUGACGGAGCUUUUUCCACAGCUGGACCAGGAUGAGGAGGUGCCCGUGGUGCGCUCCUCCCUGAAGACCCUCGAGGAGCUCUCAAAGUCCACCACAGAGGAGCUGGCCAACGCCGUGCGGGAGCUCGAGUGGGGUCUGCAGACCAGAGAAAAGCUGUCGGCGCAGAUCGCCGACCUGGACUCGUGGGUUCUGGCCCAUCUGCACGGAGAGGCCUCCAGGGCUCCGGACGGGGAGCUCAGGAGCCCCACGGAGCUCGAUCGUAGAGCCCGUCAGAUCCGAGAGACCCUGGCCGAGGCUGAGAAGCAGGCCGCCGUCUGCGAGGCGCUCCUCAUGCUGAGCAGAGACAUCGCCUCUGAGCUCAGCAUCACGGAGAACCUGCAGCUGUUCGACAAGCUGUGCGCCCUGCGGGACGACGUCCGGGCCAUCAGCGGCUACGAGAAGGCCAACAAGACGGAGAUGGACCAACUCGCCCAGACCGUGGAGUCGAGCAGGAAGCAGCUGGUCGCCGUGGAAACCAGCCUAAGGCAGAUGUCUGGAGAUCUGAGUCGACACCGGUUCCCCAUCACGAGCGAGUCCCUUCAGGCUCUGGAGCCUUUGAAACGCGUGAUUCUGGAGCACAAGUCCCAGGUGGACCUGCUGCAGCCGUGGAUUCCCCGAGAGAAGACGAGGGAGCUGCACGCCGCCGUCUCGGAGCUCCUCGGCAGCAUCGUCGCGCUGGAGACCAAAGCCCGCGGUCACGAGCGGUACCUGACCAAGAGGCAGUGCGUGGAGGACCUCAGGGAGAGCGUCCAGGAGCAGGUCUGUCGGACCAAAGACGACAGCAAGGCGCUGGAGGACAAGUACAAAGUGUGCCAGACGCUCCUGAUCCGGCUGCCGCUCAUCAAGCACAUGUCGGAGGAGGCCGGCCGCGAGCUGCAGGCCAUCUCCAGCGACCUCUACCCCUCGCAGCUGAGCAGCGAGCGGCAGCGGCUGAAGUGCAACCAGGAGAGCCUGGACACGCUGGAGGUGAUGCUCUACAACAACCUGAGCAUCAUGGAGUGGAACCUGCUGGAGCAGCUGGACCUGGGCGUGGAGCGGGAGGCCACCCUGGCCUUCCUCCGCAGGAGCCAGCAGGAGCUCUGGGAACCCCCCCCGCUGGAGCCCAGCGAGACGGCCCUGGACCUCCGGUACCAGAGGGUCUUGUCUCUGAGGAGGACCGUGGAGUCCAGGGUGAGGGCGCUGGAGGUUCUGGAGCAGAAGCAGGGACCCGGCCGAGGAUCCCAGGAGCUGAGCGGCCUGAAGGCCGAGGUGCUCGGGGAAUGCGACUCACAAAUGGGGAACAUCUCCCGGGCCAAAGAGUCUCUGAGCAGCUACACGGCCGCCGUGCGCCAGGCGGCGCUCUUCCUGAGGCACGUGGAGGUCUCUCUGCUGCCCCCGCAGGGCUCCACCGGACUCUGCGCCGACCGGCUGGAGGAGACCCAGCGGGCCUUGGCCUCGCUGCAGCAGGACUUUCAGACCCACGUGGAGCGCCUCCAGAACCAGGGCCCGCCGCACCCUUACCUGUGCCCCGAGAGGGUGAAGCGGCAGCGGGAGGACGUCCUGAGCCGGCUGAUAGUGAGGAUGUCCACGCUGCAGGCCGAGGGCCACCUGAGGCUGGAGCGCCUCGCCAGCUGCGCCCAACAUCACAGGAAAUACACCGAGAGCCGAGAUGAAAUCCUCCAGAGCGCCAUGAGCUCGGCCGGCAGCCUGUCGCUCUGUAUCGAUCAGAAGGUCACGCAACUCGCCGACUGCACCGACCAGCACGACCAGCUCACCGUUCUGCGUGAGGAGGCGGAGUCUCUUCAGAGCCGCCUGGAGGAGCUGAAGGAGUGGUGCCCGGAGCCGAGCUGCCGCGGAGGUCGCGACGGGGCCGCGGCCGCCGUCUGGAAGCUUGUGUCGAGACUCGGCCGCUGCACGCGAGACCUGACGGCUCGCAGCCAGCAGAGGAUCAGAGAGUGGAUCCACGUCACCGGCGGGGUGGAGAAGGCCGCCGCCCUCCUGGACCACGUCGAGGCGGAGCUUCCCGACGGAUCCGGGGCGAAGGCCUCCUCCGCCGAGGACCUGCAUGACCUGCUGCAGUCCUGGGACCAGUAUCAGGACCGGCUGGACUGCGAGCACCGCGCCCUGUCGGCGCUGGAGCUGCGCGGCGCCAGGCUGCUGGGAGUCCCCGCCCACCUGGAGCGGGCGCCACCCGCCCCGCUCUGUCAGCGGCUGCAGGCCAUGCAGGGUCGCUACGACAGUGUGAAGCAGAGGAGCAGGGAGGGCCUGGCGGAGGCCCGGGGGGAGCAGGAGGAGAGGGAGCAGCUGCACAAGGAGCUGCAGGACGUCCAUGUGUGGCUGGAGGCCGCAGACGGUGUCCUGUCGGAGAUGGAGCAGAGCAGCAGCACGCAGGAGCUGGAGGAGGUCGACGGCCAGCUGUGUACCCAGAAGGCUUUGCUGCAGCGCAUCGCCGACAGCCUAAAGAGGAAGUACUCCGAGGCGAACGCUGCGGUGCCGCCGGAGCUGGAGGCCGAGCUGCAGGAGGUCAUGCAGGCGCUGAUGCUGGUGGAAGUGAAGGUGGUGGAGGCGGUGGAGAGGAGCGGCGCCGUCUACCGGCUGGGCGCCAAGCUGACGGAGAUCCUGUCCGGCCUGAACUGCGUCCAGAAGAGACUCGAACAGAAGAGCCCCAACGUGACCGAGGCCAAGUUCACCCAGAAGCGCACGUGGGACGAGCUGGACGUGUGGCACUCGUGCGUGGCGGCGCUGGAGGUGGACAUGCAGGACCUGGAGACGCCGGAGGAGGUGCUGGUCCUCACCGAGAGGUUGGUGGAGGUGCAGCAGCUCCACUCCCUCCUGGCCAAGCAGGCGGAGCAGAGGACCACCCUCAUCAGCAAGAUCCACAUGUGGCUCAAGGAGCACCAGGAGAUGAUCAACAGCUCCAAGAGCUGGAUGGCCGAGGCCAAGUCGUGGCUGGCGACGCCGUGCAGCUACACUACGUCCAAGUGCCUGAGCGGCCACGUGCACAUGCUGCAGACGGUGUUGGACGACUCGGCCCAGAUCCGAUCCGCGCUGCAGGGCUUCGGCUGCGUCCUGAAGGAGAUGUCUCAGGUCUACGACGUCACGGCUCACCGGCUGCAGCUGGACGAAGCCGACCAGCAGGUGGCCGUCGUCCAGGAGGCCUUCGCCGCUCCUCUGGCUCACCUGGGCCACGCCGCCGAUGAGGUGGAAGCCAUCGAGAAGGAGGUCAGACUGAUGGAGAACAACGUGGCUGAGAUCAAGAACUUGUUGUCUUCUCCAGAGACUUUCCCCUCCCCCAAAGAGGAGCAGCUCAAGCUUGUGGAGCAGAAGAUCCAGACCAUGAGGACGACCAUCGCCGAGAUCCAGAAGUGCAAACAAGACCUUUGUCUCCCGGAGACGGCUGAGGACACGUUGGUUGUCUUCACGGUCGUGGAACAGCUGCAGAGUCUACUGCUGGAUCUGGAGAAGAAGGUCCCUGCUCUGUUCAUCCAGCAGCCGCCGACUCCGACGCAAACCAAAGCUCCGUCCGCUCAGCAGAAGACCUCCGGACCCCUAAAGGUCACUUCAGAAGAAACGACCUCCGGACCCCUAAAGGUCACUUCAGAGGAGACAACCUCCGGACCUUUGAAGGUCAUUUCAGAGAAGGCGACCUCGGCACCCCUGAAGGUCACCUCAGAGGAGGCCGAGAAGAAAGACGUGGACCAGGGGCACAUCCGUGUUAAGAAGGACGUGCAGAAGGAAUCCGGGGCGUCGUGGCAGACGGUGGAGCAGUCCUCACCUGAGCAGAGACAUGACGGCACUCAGAGGGAGCGUCGGGUCGGGCUCCAGGCUACCGGGUCCACGGGGGUCACGGGGGCCACAGGGACCACAGGGUCUAUGGAAUCUACCGCGUCCACGUGGGCCACAGGGACCAUGGAGUCCACAGAGCAAACAGGGAGUCAGGAGCAGAGAGAGGAAGGAGGUGGCAGAGGUGCUUUGUGGUGGCUCUGGGAUGCUUUCCUGGCCGCUUCGCCAGAGGUUCCUCUGGUACCUGAAGAGGCUCCAGGGGCCACUGGACGAGGCCCCGAGAGACAGGAUGUUCAGGGUCCCGAAGCAAGUACCUCGUCGGCGUCCUCGACCCCCCCGGGGACAGUCCCCGCUCAGUCCCCGUCCCGGAGCUUGGACCCGGAGGAGCCCCAGCAGCUUGGGUCCCGCCCGCAACAAGGUGUCCUCCAUGUGUGCCUGCAGAGGGUCGGCCAGCUGGAGCUGUGGCUGCGUGACGCCCGGAGCAGCCCAGUAGCCAUGCAGGACAACGUGGAGCAGCAGCUCCUCACCUGCCAGGAGAUGUUCCUGGAGAUCGAGCACAGCGUCUCCGGCCUGUCUCCAGCUGACCGGCUGCAGGACGAGGCGGUGGAGCUGCUCUCCUCCAAACUGGAGCUCCUGAAGACCAAUCUGGUUUCCUUCCAGCGGCUGCUGCAGGACAGACAACGGGAGGAGAGGAGGGAGCCUCAGGGACCUCGAGAGCUUCAGGAGCCUCCUCCUCAAGCCCCGGCUCCUCCUCCUCAGGCCCCGGCUCCUCCUCCUCAGGCCCUGGCUCCUCCUCCUCGCCGGGUGCAGCGCAGCAGCAGCGUGCAGGAGGUGUUCUCCUCCCCGAAAAACAAGCUGCUCAGACAGAGCAGCCUGCAGCAGCAGAAGGAGUUUGAGCAGCAGCUGAGUGAACAGAGAGGACUGACUCAGGCCAUCGCCCGGCAGGGGGGCCGGGGCCAGAGCCAGGGACCACAAGGCCAGGAACCAGAGGCCCACAGCACGCUGCAGCAACGGUCACCUCCUGCUGAGGCCGAUGAGGAGGAUGCCGCUCACAGGAAGUGGGACGUCCUUCACAGCCGGCUGCUGUCUCUGGAGGAGCUCUGGCUGCUUCCUCCCUCUGAGGUGGCAGACUCAUCUACAAGGCGCCGCCACGGAGCAGCGGGACACCUGAUUGGCUCAGAGGCCGCGAAAGAGCUCCAGGCCCACGGCGGCCGUCUGAGAGAGCUGGGACUCACGGCGGAUCAGACCUCCUUUGUGGGCGGCACCCAUCGGACGCUGGACGAGGGUCUCUUCCUGGUCCUGACCUCCAUCACCAGCCGGCUGCAGCCACCUGCUGGCACGCCACAAGAGGGCGACGCAGAGCAGAGGCAGCUGGAGAGUGUGUCUGCAGAACUCGUCGCACUCGGCAGCGAUCUGGCCUCUCAGGGGUCAAAGGUCAGCGGCCUCCUGGACUCCGGGGCUCGGCGCUGCGUGGACGCUCUCGGUCGAUUGCUUCCCGUGGUUCGCUCCUCGCUGAGCAGCAGAGAGAAGCAGCUCGCCGACCAGCAGGGGGAGCUGACGAGGAACCGGGCUGUGGUUGAGCUGCAGGAGGCUCUCCAGCAGCAGGUGAGCUCCCUGCUGCUGGAGGCUCACCUGUCUCCCUCUCUGGCCCAGCAGGCUUCGCGGCUGCAGGGGGAGCUGGACGGUUCUCUUGGUGGCGUUCUCUCGCGCCGCGAGGAGCUCUCGGUCGGCGUGGAGCUGCAGCGCCACUACGAGCGUCUGGUCCGCGGCCUGGAGGGGCUGCUGGCUCUGGGCGCCGCACGCCUGGCCCGGCGGCCCGAUGCCGAGCUGCACGGCCGAGCCCAGCUGCAGCAGCGGCUCGCCGCUCACAUGAAGUUCUUCCGGUUCCUGGGCCACCACCUUCACAUCCUGCAGCAGCUGACCCGGAGGGUCCCGGACAGCGCCCUCCAGAGGUGGGAGGGCGUAGUGACGGGCCUGCAGAGCGAGGUGGUCCGACUGCAGCGGCUCGCACUGGAGGAAGGGACCAGGAUGCAGGAAACCAUCGAGACCUGGUCCCAGUGGGAGGAGGACAGCGCCUGGUCCGACUCCUCGCUGACAGCCAUCGAGACUUCAUUUCCCAAGAUGCACCAGGGGGGCGACCCUGAGGAGCUCUCCGUCUACCGGGAGCUGCGUGGCGCUCUGGAGGGCCACAAGGCUCGGUUCAGUCGGAUGCUGGAGGCGGGGCUCUGGCUGAAGGGGGCGGGCCUCAGGGCGGUGGGCGUGGCCACCAGCCAGCUGGAGGCCCGGUGGAGACAUCUGCACAGGAAGCUGGAGCACUGCUGCAGCAACAGAGACAGGAACAGGAAGCUGAGCGGCAGGUUUUCUCGUGACGCUGCUCUACUGGCUGACUGGAUGGGCGGAGCCAGAGAGAUGAUUGACACAUGCAGUCGGCUCUCAGCUGAGGAGGAGGCGGAUGUUGACCAGAGGCGAGACCACUUCCUCCAGUCUGUGACUUUGAGCAAAGAGCUGGAGGCCAAAUCUGGACUGAAGGCGUCUGUCAUCUGUGCUGGAAGCCAGCUGGUAGAGCUGAGGGAGGAGGACCAGGAGGACCAGGAGGACCAGGAGGACCCGGACCUCCUCUCCGUGGCAUCCCGGCUCAGGCGGGUGGAGCUGGUCUGGUCCGGCCUGCUGGCCGACGCCCCCGUGGUCCAGAGCGCUCUGCACGCGCGAUGGAUGAAGACGUUGAGCCAGCAGGGGGCGCUGCUGGAGCUGCAGGCCUGGCUGGAGGCCGGCGAGUCCAGAGUCGGCCUUACCUCCUCCUCCUCCUCCUCCAGCGCUGACCUGCGUGAGCUGCAGAGACGCUGCGAGGAGUGUCGGAUAGAGAUGUCGGCCCACCGGGCCACGCUGGACUACGUGAGCCGGCCGUUGGAGGCGUGCAGCGCCGGGGACGGCCAGUGGGGGCGCUGUGAACAGAACCGGUUUGCAGAGGAGCAGGGUCUGCUCGGCCUCCGGUGGCUCGACCUGCAGGAGACACUCAACGCUCGGCUGCAGGAGGCGGAGCAGCAGCUGAGGAGCAGAGCGGAGCGAGAGGCCCGACUGCAGCAGACCAACGGCUGGAUGUCGGAUCAGAACCUCUGGAUGGACUCGGCUCAGAGGCCCAGCAGCUGGGAGGAGCUGCAGGGGAGCAUCGCCACCUGUCAGGACCUGGAGGAGCAGCUGGGGUGGAGCGGUGCGUCUCUCCAGGAGCUGCGAGACGGAGGAGAGGACAUCAGCUGUGGCUUCCUCUCCAGGGCGGAUGAAUCCAUCAUGGCCGCUGCAGCGCUCUCACAGCGGCGCUCCUCGUUGCUCCAGAGGCUGACGAAGGCCGGGCAGCGGUGGGACGGCGUGCGGCGGCGUCUGCGUGAGACGAGGCUGAGGACGGCGAGGACGUCUCAGACGCUGGAGCGCCACGCCGACUCGCCGCUCUGCCUGCAGGCGCUCAGAGCGCUGCGUGACGCGCUGCAGCGUCUUCGAGAGGAGACGGACGCCUCGGAGACUGAGGGGGAGGAGCUAAGUCUGAGUGCCUCGUCACUCGGAGACGCUGUGAGUCAGGAGGCCGACGCCCUCAUUAAGGAGGAGCUGGAGAGAGAGAGAGACAGCUGGACGCUGGUGUCCGUGGCGUUGGACCGCCGCCUCCUCUGGUGCCGCGGCGUCCUGCCGCUGUGGGAGGAGUUUGGCCGGCUGGCCGCGGCGGCGGCCAAUCGGCUGCAGACGCUGCAGAGCCACGCCGAGGCCUCGCUGAGCGGAGCGGCCGCAGACGAGGACUCUGUGGAGCGGCUCGCCGGCGACCUGCAGCGCGUUCAGAGUCUCCUGCAGAGCACCGACGCCCUGCAGGCCGACCUGGAGGAGGUGCUGGAGGCCUCCAAGGACCUGCUCGGCCACCUGGAACCUCCGGCCGCCGCUCUGGUCCAAUCGGAGAGCCGGCUGUUGUCACUCGGCGUCCAGCAGCUCGGCCAGAGGCUGAGGAGGAGGCGGAGCCAGCAGCAGGAAGAGCUCGGCCGGCUGCAGGAGUUUGAGGACGUCCUGGAGUCUCUGGAGGAGAAGCUGGAGCUCGGGGUGGAGCGUCUGCAGCAGACGGAGGAUCGGCCCACCGAACAGGCCGGCCUCCUGCAGCUCAGCGGUCCGUCUGCUGACUUGUCCGUGCUCAACGAGCAGAGCUGCGUUCUGACGCUCGGGGACGGCGCCGCACGCCGACUGCGGCGCCUCAACCAGCGCUGGGCCGCCGCCGCCGCCGGAGCCGAGGAGGCCUGCAGUGAGCGGCAGGCCGAGGCCCUGAGGCAGCAGAGCUUCCAGCAGCAGUGUGAGAGCUGGAUGAGCUUCCUGCAGAGGAUGGAGGAGGAGCUGGUGGAGGAGGUGAGUGGCUCCUACAGAGGCCUCAGGGAGCAGCUCUGCACUCACCAGAGGUUUCAGGCCGAGCUGUCCUGCGGUCACCUGAUCCUUCACUCCGUCAUCACCGAGGCUCUGCAGCUGCUGCACAAAGGAGAGGUGGAGGACAGGACCCUUUUCCUCCUGAAGCUCGCCCGGCUGCGGGAGCAGUGGCAGGGCGCGGUGCAGCGGGCCGAGCAGCGGCGCUCCCUGGUGGAGGGGCUGGUGAAGAGCUGGCACCUGUACGACCGCGGCCUGAGGAAGCUGAGCGGCUUCCUGUCGGAGACGCAGAGGCUCCUCCCCCCCGCCGGGCCGGCCCAAUGCAGCCUGCAGCAGCUGCGGCGCUGCCUGCACGACCUCCAGCACACAGAGCUGCUGUUCCAGAGGCAUCAAAGCGGCUUCAUCCACACUCUGGAGGUGGGCCGCCAGCUCUUCUCCAUGGGGGACCAGGAGACCCAGACACAGCUGCAGACGGAGCUGGGCGCCCUGCAGGACGAGUGGGACCAGCUGCACGGCAUGCUGGGCCGCCGGCUGCAGCUCACCGAGGCCGUCGUACAGAAGUGGGAGCGCUGCGAGGUCGGGCUGGCAGACGGAGCCCUGCAGCUCAAGGACCUGGAGGCCAGACUGAAGCAGUUGACGCCAGAGCUCGACCACGAGCUGCCGAUUGCAGAGCAAUACAAUCAGGAGAACGAGGACUCUCUGGAGGACUGGGUGGAGCGCCUGACGGAGCUGAGCACUAUGAAGACGGACCUGUCCCAGUACGUCAUCGCCGAGGACGUCCUGCUGCUGCAGGAGCAGGUGGAGCAGCUGCACUGCCAGUGGGAGGAGCUCUGCCUCAAGGCGUCUCUGCGUAAACAGGAAGUCGCCGGGCGGCUCAACGCGUGGGUCGUGUUCCACGAGAAGAACCAGGAGCUGUGCGAGUGGCUGACGCAGAUGGAGAACAAGGUGGAGCGCGACCACAACCUCGACAUCGAGGAGAUGGUGGAGAAGCUCAAGAAGGACUGCAUGGAGGAGAUGAGCUCCUUCAGUGAGAGUAAAGCCCACCUGCAGCAGCUGGGGGAGCAGCUGGUCACGGCCAACAGGACGGAGGAGACGGAGGUCCACGCCAAGCUGGGCGCCGUCAACGAGCGCUGGCAGCACCUGUUUGACCACAUCGAGGCCAGGGUGAGGAAGCUGACGGAGACGCUGGUGACGGUGCAGCAGCUCGACAGCAACAUGAGCAUCCUGAGGACCUGGCUGUGUCACAUGGAGGCGGAGCUUGCCGAGCCGGUGGUCUACGCCGUCUGCCACGGAGACGAGAUCCAGAGGAAGCUGGUGGAGCAGCAGGAGCUCCAGCGGGACAUCGAGCAGCACGCAGAGGCCGUGGCCGCCGUGCUGACGCUCUGCGACGUCCUGCUGCACGACGCCGACGCCCACGGCAACCACGCUGACGCCCACGGCAACCACGCCGAGAACGACUCCAUCAUGCAGACCAUGAGCAGCCUGGAGCGGCGCUGGAGGAACAUCUGCUCCAUGGCCAUGGAGAGGAGGAUGAGGAUCCAGGAGACCUGGCCCCUCUGGUCCCGGUUCCUGGAGGACUUCUCUCUCCUGGAGGUCUGGCUGCAGACGGCCGAGCUCAGCGCGGAGCAGCUGGACUCCUCCCACCUCCUCUACACCCAGGCCAAGGAGGAGCUCAAGAAGGUGGAGGCGUUCCAGCGCCAGGUCCACGAGCGCCUGGCCCAGCUGGAGCUGGUCAACACGCAGUACCGCCGCCUGGCCCGGGAGAACCGGACCGACGCCGGCCGCCAGCUGCAGGUCCUGGUGGGGAGGGGGAACCGCCGGUGGGAGGGCCUGCACAGAAGGGUGGGGGCCGUGCUCCGCCGGCUGAAGCACUUCACCUCCCAGAGGGAGGACUUCGAGGGGACCCGGGAGGGGAUCCUGGUCUGGCUCACGGAGAUGGACCUGCAGCUCACCAACGUGGAGCACUUCUCCGAGAGCGACGUGGAGGACAAGAUGAGGCAGCUCAACGGCUUCCAGCAGGACAUCACCCUGAACACCGACAAGAUCGACGCCCUCAUCGUGUUCGGGGAGAACCUGAUCCAGAAGAGCGCCCCGCUGGACGCCGUGCUCAUCGAGGACGAGCUGGAGGAGCUGCACUCGUACUGCCAGGAGGUCUUCGGGAGGGUGGCCCGGUUCCACCAGAGGCUGGUCAGCCGACGCCCGGUUCUGGAGGAGGAGAGAGGCCUAGAAGACACACACAGGGAGGAGGAGCUUCCAGCAGUGGGCGGAGUCUCAGCUGGACGGCGCCUCCUGGCUCCUCCCCCUGAGCAGUCGGGCAGAGAGACCCCUGUCAGCGUGGACUCCAUCCCCCUGGAGUGGGACCACACGGUGGACGUGGGGGGGGCGUCGUCACAGGAGGAGGAGGACGCCUCCUUCUUCAACGGCCUGUCAGUGAAGUCCGUGACCGACCCCCCCAGUUGGCAUCAGCCCGGUCGAGUUCCCGGAGAAAUCCUCCCCGGCCUGAGCGGCAGUACCUCCUUCCACCAGCAGGGCUACGCUAAGCUCAUGUCAGAGUGCAGCGGCAGCAUCAGCAGCGUGAAGAGGGUGCAGCUGAUCCUGAACGACGAGGAGGACCAGGAGGACCCGGGUCUGACCGGCAGCACGGCCGACAAGCAGACGAGCACAGGUGUGAUCGAGCGCUGGGAGCUGCUGCAGGUCCAGAGGUUCCACUGCCAGCCGGACCUGGACCAGGACCAGAAACAGGACCUGGACCAGGACCAGAAACAGGACCUGGACCAGGACCAGAACCUGGAGCAGGAGCAGCGUCAGAAGCUGAACUCUGACCUCUGCGAUGUCACUUCCUGGUUGGGCGGCGUGCUGCCGGAGCUCCAGAGGCUGCAGAGCAUCACGCCGUCCAGCAGCACCCGAGACAUGGAGCGCAACAUCCAGAAGCUAAAGGAGAUGCAGAAGACCUUCCACAGAUACAAGUUUCUGAUGAUCUCUUCCAACCUGAGCAGCCGCCGCUUCCUGCGGGGCGACGGCGCCGAGCAGGCGGAGCUUCGGGCCGCGCUGGGCUCGGCCAAUCACAGCUGGACGCUAGCCUGCGGCGGCCUGGAGAGAUGGGAGGGGCUUCUGCACGCCGGACUCAUGCAGUGUCAGGAGUUCCAUGAGACGCUCCACUCUCUGCUCCUCUGGCUCUCUCAGGCUGAGAACCAGCUGUCGGCGGUGGACGUGGACGAGCGCUCUCUGACGGCACUGCAGGAGGAGCUGCGCGGCCGCCAGCGGGAGGUCUCCUCGCUGCAGGAGAUCUCCUCCCGGCUCCUCCUGGAGGCCACGGGAGAGGACAGCCUGGAGGCCAAGGAGAAGGUCCACGUCAUCGGCAACAAGCUGCACCUCCUGCUGCGCCAGGUGUCCGGAGACCUGAGCGCGAUGCGGGGGAGACGGGAGGCUGCAGGUCUUCAUCAGGGUGCAGGUCUACAGGAGGGUGCUGGUCUUCAUCAGGCUGCAGGUCUACAGGGUGCAGGUCUACAGGAGGGUGCUGGUCUACAUCAGGCUCCAGGAGGUCCACUAGUGACUAAAAGGGAUGAGAGGAGGCCUCCCCCCCCCCGGCCCCCCUUCCUCCGGCGGGUGCUCCGCGCCGCCUUCCCGCUCCACCUGCUGUUCUUCCUGCUGCUGGUUCUGUCCUGCUUGGUGCCGCUGGCCGACGAGGACGACGGCUGCACCCGCUCCAAUAACUACGCCCGCUCCUUCUACCCCAUGCUGCGCUACACCAACGGGCCCCCACCCACGUGAGGCCCCACCCACGUGAUGGAGCCCUGAACAGGUGCAGAGAAGUGUCUCGAAGGCAUCAUAUUUAGUUUUCCUCAUUUAAAUGUGUUAUUGGUGUAUUUACUGUAACAUCAAUAUUGAUUGUCAUUUAUUAUGAAGGAAGAAAAACAAAAGAAGCAUAUCCCUGUUUGUUUGAAAAGGUUUUGUCCUUUUCUUAAACGUAGUUCUGCCACCAAACAAAUGUUAUUAUUAAAUUAUAACUAUUUUAAUACCUAUGGGAUAUUUUCGUGUUUGUACUUUCACGACAGACUAAAAAGGGACAUUUUUAAUACCCAGAAGCCACCAGAGAAUGUUUUACAGAAGGAAUUCACUUAUUGAUCACACAUGUUGUACAGAGACGUUCUGAGUGAUAUUUAAGACGUGAAGACUCUCUGGAGCCGACAGACCAGAACCACCAGAUCAUGAACUCUCAUCGGGUUAUUGAUGAUUACUUUGUAUAUCAGGGGAAAUAAGAGCUACAUUGAGUCAGAUACUCAAAUCUAUAUUUUAAAGACUCAGAUAUUUUCAUAUUUGUCCCCUUAGAUCUUUCAUUAAGAGUUAGGAGAUAAUUUCAAAUGAAAGUUAUAUCUAAAUAUAUCGUAACGAGAGUAUUUUGAUUAUCUCAGCAGAAAAGAAACAAGUGUGUGAUUUAUUUUGUGAACUUUUAUUUAUGGGAUGUAUAGUUUGUCUUCUGAUUGACAAUAAACAGUUUGCCUGG